Panicum virgatum (switchgrass) is the source of this 1914-nucleotide messenger RNA. Its product is annotated as NADPH:adrenodoxin oxidoreductase, mitochondrial-like. The record is from RefSeq and is a predicted model, not a curated record. Lineage: Eukaryota; Viridiplantae; Streptophyta; Magnoliopsida; Poales; Poaceae. The coding region runs from base 154 to 1689 and encodes 511 amino acids. The transcript has 13 exons. Gene Ontology annotation, molecular function: oxidoreductase activity.
CCACAGGCCACAGCGCCGAUCUCCCGUCCUCCCCGCCUCCUCCCCGACCAUCCGAAACCCUCCCCUCUGAAGCCGCGCCUCCACGUCUCCGCCGCCGUGCCCCGCCUGCGUCCAUAUCCAACUCCCUGUGGUGUGGUCGCCAGCACUCCCGCCAUGGCCCGCGGUCUGCGGCUCCUCUCCCGCGCGGUGGUGAGGCUGCGGCCGCUGCUUGUCCAGGGCCUGACGAGGGGCUUCUCCGCCUCCGCGACAGUCCAGGGCCCGACGAGGGGCUUCUCCGCCUCCGCGACAGAGCCGCUCCACGUAUGCGUCGUCGGCAGCGGCCCCGCAGGGUUCUACACCGCUGACCGGAUGCUGAAGGGUCAUGAAGGAGCACAAGUUGAUAUCAUUGAUAGGCUCCCAACACCAUUUGGCCUAGUCCGUUCUGGAGUGGCUCCUGAUCAUCCAGAAACAAAGAUUGUGGUAAAUCAAUUUUCUCGUGUAGCUGCAAAUGGCCGCUGUUCAUUCUUUGGGAAUGUAACACUGGGAAGGGAUGUCUCUCUAUCGGAGCUUCGCGAAACAUAUCAUGCUGUAGUUCUUGCUUAUGGCGCAGAAAGUGAUAGGUCACUUGGUAUUCCUGGAGAGGAUCUGAAAGGAAUUCAUUCAGCUCGAGAGUUUGUGUGGUGGUACAAUGGACAUCCAGACAUGUGCGACUUGUCUCCUGAUUUGAAAAACACACAAUCUGCCAUUGUCCUUGGUCAGGGAAAUGUAGCUCUUGAUGUUGCCCGCAUUCUUUUACGCUGUAAAACAGAGUUGGCUACUACAGAUAUUGCUGAUUAUGCGUUGGAUGCUCUAUGUGGCAGCACUAUAAGGAAUGUAUACUUGGUUGGGCGACGGGGUCCAGUACAGGCAGCUUGCACAGCAAAGGAGCUGCGUGAAAUUCUAGGUUUGAAAAAUGUUCGUGUUUGCAUCAAGGAGGCUGAUCUCGCUACUUCACCUGCAGAUGAGGAGGAGAUGAGGAGUAGUAGAAUCCAAAGAAGGGUUUAUGAGUUGCUGUCCAAAGCUGCAAGUGCACAUCGGGACAACAAUCGCAAUGACCAAAAGGAGCUUCAUUUUGUGUUUUUCAGGAGACCUACCAGGUUCAUCCCUUCAGAAAAUGGUUCCACGGUUGGUGCUGUUGAACUAGAGAAGACAGCCUUAAAAGUUGAUGAAGUAACUGGGAAGCAGGUUGCAGUAGGAACUGGUGAGUUUGAAGACCUAAAAUGUGGUCUGGUCUUGAAAAGUAUUGGUUACAAAUCCUUGCCUGUACAAGGUUUGCCUUUCGACAAGAUCAGAGGAGUUGUGCCAAACUUGAGAGGUCGAGUCAUGAGCAGUGAAUCAGAGACUGCCACGGUGGAAACAGGGCUGUAUGUCGUAGGAUGGUUAAAGAGAGGACCCACUGGGAUUGUUGCGACAAAUCUCCACUGUGCUGAAGAAACAGUGGCUAGCAUCCUUGAAGAUGAUGCGAAGGGUGUGUUAAGGGCCCCAUCUGAUUCGAAGAAGCAUGGAAGGACAGGACUUGUUGAGAUCCUAGAACAGAAGAAUGUCCGUUUUGUGCCAUUCAGUGGUUGGGAGAAGAUUGAUUCCAAGGAAAAGAUGGCAGGGCAGCUGAGAAACAAGCCUAGAGAAAAGAUCACAACCUGGGGUGGACUCCAGGAAGCUGCAAACGAGUAAAAUAAGGAUGACCAGAAAUUUUGUUUCCAUGUGUUUGUAUCAAAGAAUUGCACCAAAGAGAGAACCCUGUACUUAGUUAAUAAAAGAUAAAUUGACAUGUUCCCUGGAGAGAUUAGGGCUCAGGUACGAGCAACCUAUGGCAUUCAGUAGAGGAAAAUACUAAUAGCGAUUCAUUCCAUUGAAAACCAAAAUUGGUCAAUUUAUUUCUCAUUGAAAUUGUGGUCA